Molecule: messenger RNA, 2698 nt
Organism: Etheostoma cragini (Arkansas darter)
Lineage: Eukaryota; Metazoa; Chordata; Actinopteri; Perciformes; Percidae
Gene: chadlb
Product: chondroadherin-like b
Exons: 11
Coding region: 83-2404 (773 amino acids)
Cellular component (GO): extracellular matrix
Molecular function (GO): protein binding
Source: RefSeq, a predicted model, not a curated record
CCGCCGGGGGGAGAGCAGCAGAGGGAGCAGAGACCGUGAGAGUCUGCAACCAGUAAGAGACCAGCAGCUGGACGAAAGCACGAUGUUCUCCCAGCUCUGUCCUGACGCCCUCUGGGUCCUGCUGCUCAGCCUCCUCUGCAUCCCUGCAGCAUACACAGCAAAAUGUCCACAGCAGUGCGUCUGUGACCAGAUCCAGCUCACUGUGACCUGCGUCAACAAGAACCUGACUCAAAUUCCUCCUAUUGACGAGAUCACAGUGAAAUUAGAUCUACGAGGCAACAACAUCCAGGAACUUCCCACUGGGGCUUUCAAAAACACUCCCUACCUGACUCACCUGUCGCUGCAGCGCUGUAACAUCCGCAGGGUGAAGGAGGGGGCCUUCCGCGGCCUCGGCCGCCUGGUCUUCCUCAACCUGGCCAAUAACAACAUUGACGUGCUCUACCAGGAGUCAUUUGACGGCCUGUCCUCGCUGAAGCAGCUCAUGAUCGACCGUAAUCGCGUGGAAGAGAUCCAGCCGGGAGCGUUCUCUCAGCUCGGCUUCCUCAACCUGCUCUCCCUUACACACAACCAACUGGUCUACAUCCCCAACAUGGCCUUCCAGGGCUUGCAGAACAUCAAAUGGCUUCGUCUUAGUCACAACUCCCUAAACUACCUGGACACCGAGGCCUUCGCCAGUCUGUACACGCUCACCCGUCUCAGUCUGGACCACAACGAGCUGCAGUUCUUCCCCACUGAGACCAUGACCAGACUGCCAGAGGUGACCCGUCUUGAACUGAGCUACAACCCGAUGACUUACCUCGGAGAGGAGGUGGUGUCCAUGGCCAAACUGACCCACCUCUUCCUGGACCACAUGUCCCUGCAAGACAUGGACAACACAGCUGUAUCGAAAUCCCACAACCUCAUCCACCUGGACAUCAGCCACAACCAGCUGCGCGUAAUCCAGCCCUUCUCUGAAGGUUCACCCCAGCUGGCACGCCUCAACCUGGCAGGGAACCCCAUCUACUGCAACUGCUACCUGCGUCCACUCAGGGAGUGGUCAAUCCGGAACAAGGUGAAGCUAAUUGGGACAUGUGGAGGACCGGCCCAUCUGUCAGGAGAGAACCUGGAGGCUGUUUACCCCGCAGAGCUGCGCUGUCAGAGCCAGGAGGCCAUGCUGAAGGCCGAGUUCGAGGAGGCAAGCAGGGUCACUCCACCACCCACGCAAGAGCCAGAGAACAAAGUCAAGUGUCCUGCCAACUGUGUCUGCGAGGCUGAGACACACCACUCCUCGUGUGAGAACCGUGCUCACACCAAAGUUCCUCGGGGUUUUUCUCCCAACACGCGUCUCCUCGACCUGCGUGGGAACCACUUCCACUACAUCCCUAGCAACAGCUUCCCUGGCGUUGCCCAGGUCGUGUCCUUACAUCUGCAGCGCUGCAAGAUUGUGGAGGUGGAGGGUGGGGCUUUCAGUGGAAUGAAGGGACUGAUCUACCUGUACCUGUCGGAGAACGACCUCACCUCCCUCAGCCCAGACGCCUUUAAAGGCCUGCCUCAGCUGACUUACCUUCACUUGGAGAAGAACCGCUUCAGCAGUUUCCCAAAAGGAGCCUUCAAACUGGUGCCCAGCCUGCUGGCGCUUCACUUGGAGAACAACUCCAUCCCCAAGCUGGAGCCAGACAUCUUGACCGGGGCGGAAAGCCUCAGAGCCCUCUAUCUCACCGGGAACGCCAUUGAUCAUGUAUCACCCAGAGCCCUGGACCAGGCCAGUGACCUCGAUACGCUCCACCUGGGAGGAAACAAGCUGAAGGAGGUGCCCGCUGAAGCGCUGAGCAGGGCGGGAAACCUCAGAGACCUGAGGCUGUCUGGGAAUUCAAUUCGCUGGGUGGGGCCAAAUGUGUUCCGACCAUUGGCGAGGUCACUGAAGGAGCUGUAUCUGGAUAACAUGGGACUGGAGAAGAUGUCACAAAACUCCCUGGCAGGUCUGGGUCCUGGGUUGAGGAGUCUCUUCCUGGAGGGCAACCAGCUGGAAGAGGUGCCCGACCUCCACCCCCUCACUUCUUUGGAGGUCAUUAACCUUGCCGACAACCCUCUGAUGUGUGACUGCCCUCUGCUGCCACUACGCAUGUGGAUUGAGAAAGUCAAUCUCAAGGUACGAGCCACCUGUGCCAAUCCCCCUGAGCUAACUGGCCGCAGGGUAAAGGAUGUCCACGUCUUCAAGGCCUGUCCCGGGGGCGAAAGCCUACCCUCCCCCCCUACAGCCAACCCAAAGCCAGCCAAGGCGCCCAAGGCAACCAAACCCAAACCGAUGCAUCUUAACGGGCUUCGGCAUGUCAAAAUGAUGAAAGCCAAGCCCAAACUUCGCAAAAGGCCAAACACAAAACCGGCAGCAGUCAAGAAAACCACCAAGAGACGCAGUAUGGCCUGAACCUCCUCCCGUUAGUAAUCAUGUUCUUAGACAACCUCCUUGAGGUCAACCAUGGACUCAACUCUCAAACUGUAACCUUCUGGGGCUGCUUCACAUCUCCUGCCAGUCGGUUUUCCCAUCAGCCAUUUUGUUUGCAGUGUUUCAUCAUUUCUGUUCAAUCAGUAGAGUUGAAUAAGGUCAAAGAUGUUUUAAAUCCAGGGAACCUAUGGCGUUUUUUCAUUAAUGGUACCUGCUCGACUCCCCUCGCCCAAGGUGCGCCCUCCUCCAUUUUCCAUAGCAGAUUAGCACCGCCUC